This is a messenger RNA of Eucalyptus grandis, 924 nucleotides long. Its product is annotated as flavone 3'-O-methyltransferase 1-like. The record is from RefSeq and is a predicted model, not a curated record. The transcript has 3 exons. Gene Ontology annotation, biological process: methylation. Gene Ontology annotation, molecular function: S-adenosylmethionine-dependent methyltransferase activity; protein dimerization activity; O-methyltransferase activity. The coding region runs from base 1 to 924 and encodes 307 amino acids. Lineage: Eukaryota; Viridiplantae; Streptophyta; Magnoliopsida; Myrtales; Myrtaceae.
AUGAUCCCGUGCGUUCCCCUGGUCUUGAAGGCCGCCAUCGAGCUCGGCAUCCUCAAGCUCCUGUCCAAGAGCUAUGCUCAGCUCUCGCCCACCCAGAUCGCGUCCCGCCUCUCCAUCAAGAACCCCGAUGCCGCUGUCACCAUCGACCGCAUCCUGCGUUUGCUCGCCAGCUGCUCUUUCCUCUCAUGCACCCUCACCCAGGACAAAGCCGAGCGGCCUGAGAGGAUGUACGGCCUGGGCCCCUUGAGCAAGUACUACGUGAGUGAGCAAGGAGCUACCAUGGCAUCGUGGUUGCUUUUACUCUUGGACGAGGUCUCCUUGAGGACGUGUGACUCAGGAAAAUGCGACCCUUUCAAGCUGGUGAACGGCGUGAUCCUCUUCGAUUACACCAGGAUAGACCCGAGGUACAACAACCACUUCAACAAUGCCAUGAAGAGUAUGUCUACCAUUUUCAUGGGCAAAUUCAUGGACACUCACUGCAGAUUCAAGAAUGCCAAAAUGGUCGUCCACGUCCGCGGCGCUGUCGGUGAAUGCCUUGAGCUUAUACUCUCCAAGCACCCGGACCUCCGGGGCAUAAACUUCGAUCUACCCCAUGUUGUCAAAAAUGGGCUUUCUUAUCCGUGGCAAUUCCAUAGUUGCACGGACGAGUUCGUCAUACAGCUCCUGAAGAAAUUCUGGAACGCGUUGCCGGCAUCGGGCAAGGUGGUGAUCAUAGACCCAGUCAGCCCGGAAUACCCAGGGUCGGACCUAGUGACCCGGGCCACGUUCACUUCCGACAUGGUCAUGCUGGCCUUGCCUCCUGGAGGGAAAGAUCGGACGCUGAGGGAAGUCGAGGUCGUGGCCCGCGCGGCCGGGUUCAGCUCCCCGAAAGUGGGCUGCCAGGUCCUCAACAUGUGGGCGCUCGAGCUAUAUAAAACCGCCUAA